Messenger RNA from Durusdinium trenchii, 2114 nucleotides. Lineage: Eukaryota; Dinophyceae; Suessiales; Symbiodiniaceae. The record is from the annotation of a GenBank genome assembly.
CUAAACGCAGCAUGCCAAAAAUGCAUAGAUCACUCGUUGCAUCAUGAGCUGUGGCUGCCGGCUUGCGAGGACGAUGUUCAGAUGUUGCAGUGCUGCUUUUCAUGCAAUCUAUUCCAUUCUUCGCAACGGAUUGUGGGAUGAUCCUGCUGAAGCGGUGACGGGUGCCGUCUACAAGGAAUUCUCCAAGCAAGUGGAGGCAAAAGGCAUCCAUCCCAAUGCAGCAGUGUAUUUGACAUGGCGCUAUUGCUAUUUGAAAUGCUUUAUUCUGAUUGGUGUGGUGUGGGCUGUUUCUUCCUGGUCAUCCUGGCUACCUGAUCGGGCAUUCCUCGACAACUUUGUGCGUAAUUUGCCGGAAGAGAUACAAGCAAAUCGCUUUGAGACGUUCAUAGUUGUCAUGUCCUGGUGGGAUCCUGCCCUCAUUUUGGUUUGGUUGAGCUCGUUUUUGGUCGUCCUAUGCUCAAUUUUUUUGGCUGCUCCUUCCAGAGUGCUGAAAUACAAGAACAGUCAUUUGUCACGGUAUUUGGUUUGGGGAGCGUGGCUUUGGAACUUCGCACUUCCUUUUGCAGCGCUGCUGCUCUUUCCCAUCCGAUUCACGAUUGAUUGGGCUGGUGUGCAAGAGGACUUGUGUGUUGUGGCCGUGGCGCGAAGCAUGAACUCAGCUGGAACGGACUUGAAUUCUGCUGUUGAGCAGCUGCAGCAGCAGAAGCUCCUUGCCCACAAUGUCCAGAGCUUGCUAGUUUCCCAGGAGGAGCAGCGGCAGGUCACUGAAGUUUCAGCCAGGGCAUGGUGUCAGGAACAGGGACAAGAUUGGUUCCAAGUCUUCUGUCAAGAGAUCAUGGAAUGCGUGGUUACAGUGGACCAACGCUGCCGGGCAGAGGUUUGCCCUUCUGCACCUGAUGAGGAGUUGAGAGAUUGCCUGGGACAGUGCUUGGAGUACGCUCAGCGUGGCAGUGUCGGCCAGCAGUUCAUGGAGUCCCUUUCGCAGUGUGGAAGUUUGCCAUCACACUUGAAGGCACCGCGUGGAAAUUUUUCCAAUGCCUUGCAGAACAUCUCCCAAUGCGGUGGAAGCAUUGAUCUGGAGGUGCUGCAGCUGAUGCAGCUACAGCAGGAAUUGAACUACAAGGACCAAUGUACGUACUCAUCCCUGGCGGUUGACCGGGUCGAGUUUGUGGCUGGUGCCUUUGUGGGAAUUAAUGCAGGCAUGCUGCUGUUGCCAAGUGCCCUUUCAAUUUUGGGUGGUCUGGCGGAGUCCAUCUUCAACCUCAAGGUGCUACUUCCUGGACAUCAAGAAUUUCCGUUUUUGCUGCUUCUCACUUCCUUUGAGGCGCUACCAAUCUACGCAGCCUUGCUGGCGGUUGUGCAGCAGAGCUUGGGAGACAGUGUCCUUUUCGUUGCUUGCUUGGCUUUCAUUUGCUAUGUGGGGCUUCCAGCUCUUACUGGGUGCCUUACACGCCACCUGCGUCCUGGACCUGAGCACCGGUGGCUCUUCUACCGAAGGGUCUGGCUUGAGUAUAGUUUGCGUGCUGCCUUGGUCUUGGUGAUGUUCAUCUCCUUUGGUAAUUAUCUGAGGAAUUUGGUCGGCGAGCGGUUUGUACAGGACCACCCGGUGAGAUUGUUGUUGCUUACAACUUUAAGCUACUUCACACGCAAAAGCUUGACCGCAGUGGCCUCCACAGACGCUGCUGUGAGUGCCUUCCUCCAGUGCGAGCAUUGGCGGAGGUCCUUUGCAGCCGAGGAUCGGAAGGCCAACGAGGAACGACUUGUGUCUCUCACGCCCAUCCUGCUUCAGGGCAAACCUCCGACAGUUGGCCCAUUGGCAGAAACAAAGGACGGUGCCAGGGGAGAAAGCAAGGACGUGAACCAGGACGGGCUGCAGAAUCAGCGAGAGGAAGUGAAGCAAGAGCUUGCAGUUUCAGUAGACCCAGUAGACCCACCACAUCCACAUCACAUGGAGCAGUAGAGCCUCCUGUGUGUACAGAUAGCCAGGCAUUUGGGGAUAUCAGCGAAGCUGUGACCAGUUUGCCUGCCUUUGCUGAGAAUGGAGUCCCAAAGGUGGAUUGUGAAAAGAUACAAUAGUGAGGCUGCUUUGAUGCAAGUGAUUGUCAGAGCUCAGC